ACUGUUUCCUUUUAAUUUCUUUGUUUUUUGUUUGUUAUUAACGUUCCCUUGGUUUACUUUAAUUAUAACUAUUAAGGUUUUCCUCUGAUUUUGAUUAGUGUCUCUCUCUCAUUGUUUUUUUGUUUUUCUUUUCCUUAGACCAAACUGGCCACGCUUUUGUAUCAUGAGCUUGUCAACCUAUGGACCCAAUUCACAGGGAACCCUAACAUUUCAUGAUCCUGAGGAAGCAAAUGAACUGAUUGGAGGUGAUACCCAAGGAACUGAUUUCGAUUUUACUGAUUUCACUUUACCCACUUUGACUCAAAGUCAAUGUUCACAACCGCUUACCGGAGGAGCUGGUGCUUCACUUAUUUCAUCCUCUUCACUGGAUAAAGAUGGUUCCAUCAAUGCACAUAAGUCAGGAGAUUUGGGCUUACAGAAUGGAGAUAUUACCGCUGUUGCUCAGGUAUUUGGAGAAUUAAAUUUUGAAGAAGAAGAGGAAGACCAAUUUUACAACAAAGAUUUACCUGAUCACGCGUGUAAAUACUGUGGUAUUCAUGAUCCUUCUUGUGUUGUUCAAUGUAAUGUUUGUAAGAAAUGGUUCUGUAAUGGCCGAGGUAACACCUCUGGAAGCCAUAUUAUCAAUCACCUUGUACGAGCUAAACAUAAAGAGGUAACCCUUCAUAAAGAUGGUCCAUUGGGUGAAACUGUUCUCGAAUGUUAUAGCUGUGGAUGUCGUAAUGUUUUCGUUCUUGGCUUUAUUCCUGCUAAAGCUGAUUCGGUUGUUGUACUUUUAUGUCGACAACCUUGUGCUGCUCAGAGUAGUCUAAAAGAUAUGAACUGGGAUUUAGAACAAUGGAAACCUUUGAUCAAUGAUCGUACUUUUCUUUCAUGGUUGGUUAAAAUUCCCUCUGGUCAAGAACAAUCAAGAGCUCGGCAAAUAACCGCUCAACAGAUUAAUAAACUUGAAGAGCUUUGGAAAGACAAUGUUGAUGCCACUUUUCAAGAUCUUGAGAAACCUGGAGUCGAUGAGGAACCUCAACAGGUUCUCUUAAGGUAUGAAGAUGGUUAUCAGUAUCAAAAUAUUUUCGGUCCUCUGGUUAAAAUGGAAGCCGACUACGACGAAAAGCUAAAAGAAUCGCAAACACAAGAUAACAUUGAAGUACGAUGGGAUAUUGGUUUGAAUAAGAAAAUAAUUGCUUACUUUAAUAUCGCCAAAUCGGAUAGUGAUAUGAGAUUGAUGCACGGAGAUGAACUUCGUUUACGUUAUUUGGGCGAACUGGAUAAACCCUGGUCUGGUGUUGGUCAUGUAAUUAAGAUCCCCGACAAUUACAGUGAGGAGGUUGGAAUUGAAAUGAAAAGCAAUAUCUGUGUACCAACCGAAUGUACAUCUAAUUUUGUUCUUGAUUUUGUCUGGAAAUCAACAUCAUUUGACAGGAUGCAAGCCGCUCUUCGUCAGUUUGCUGUUGAUGAAUCUUCUGUUUCUGGUUAUAUUUAUCAUCGUUUAUUAGGCCAUGAGAUUGAUGAUGUUAUCAUGCGAUGUAAUUUACCUAAACACUUUUCAGCUCCAAAUUUACCCGAAUUGAAUAGAUCCCAAGUGAUCGCUGUUAAACACGCUCUUCAGCGGCCAUUGUCUUUGAUCCAAGGUCCACCUGGAACUGGUAAAACUGUUACUUCAGCGACAAUUGUUUAUCAUCUUGUGAAAACGGGUAACACUCCGGUUUUGGUCUGUGCACCGAGUAACAUUGCUGUUGACCAGUUGACUGAGAAAAUUCAUCGAACUGGACUAAAAGUGGUCCGUUUGUGUGCUAAAAGUCGUGAAGCAAUAAGUUCACCUGUAUCUUUCCUUGCUCUUCACAAUCAAAUACGCAAUAUGCAAGGACAUUCAGAGUUACAUAAAUUACAACAAUUAAAAGAUGAAACUGGUGAACUUUCAUCAGCCGAUGAGAAACGUUACCGAAUGCUUAAAAAAGCCUGUGAACGGGAACUAUUGGAAGCCGCUGAUGUCAUUUGCUGUACUUGUGUGGGUGCCGGCGAUCCAAGGUUAAUUCGUUUCAAGUUCCAUUCAAUAUUGAUCGAUGAGAGUAUGCAGGCCACAGAACCAGAAUGUAUGGUUCCCGUUAUUUUAGGAGCUAAACAACUUGCACUUGUUGGUGAUCAUUGUCAAUUGGGACCCGUUGUUAUGUGUAAAAAAGCCGCUCGAGCGGGUUUAUCACAAUCUCUUUUUGAGCGUCUUGUUGUUCUGGGCAUUAGGCCACUUCGAUUAGAAGUUCAAUAUCGUAUGCACCCAUCGUUGAGUAAAUUUCCAUCAAACUUUUUCUAUGAAGGUUCCCUUCAAAAUGGUGUCAAUCCCGAUGAUCGUAAAAUGAAACGGGUCGAUUUUCCAUGGCCUCAACCCGAUAAACCAAUGUUUUUCUACUGUUGCCAAGGUCAAGAAGAAAUUGCUGGCUCAGGAACCUCAUAUUUAAAUCGAACCGAGGCCGCACUUGUUGAAAAGAUUACAACUCGAUUCUUGAAAGGUGGAGUAAGACCUGAACAAAUCGGUGUCAUCACUCCUUACGAAGGUCAAAGAGCAUAUUUGGUCCAGUAUAUGCAAUACAAUGGAUCUCUUCAUGCUAAACUUUACCAAGAGAUUGAAGUUGCAAGUGUUGAUGCUUUUCAAGGAAGAGAAAAAGAUUUAAUCAUAAUGUCCUGUGUACGAUCAAAUGAACACCAAGGAAUCGGUUUUCUUAACGAUCCAUGUCGUCUUAAUGUCGCCCUAACUCGUGCUCGUUAUGGUAUAAUUAUUGUUGGUAAUCCAAAGGUUUUAUCUAAACAACCUCUCUGGAAUCAUUUGCUUACCUUUUACAAAGAAAACAAAGUUUUGGUUGAAGGGCCAUUGAACAAUCUAAAAGAGAGUAUGAUUCAAUUUAGUAAACCUCGUAAAAUGUUAAACUCAAUCAAUCCCGGAGGCCAUUUCAUGAACAACACAACUUUUGACGCUCGUGAGGCAAUGAUUCCCGGAAGUAUCUAUGACAGGUCAGGAACUGCAACUACUGGAAACCGUUACAAUGGAUCGUUACAUUUAAUUGCUGCAGCCGCUGCUGCAGGUAACACUGGACCACCACCACCCAAUGUUAACCAUCCUUCAUAUUUCCGUGCACACGAUCAAAUAUCGUACAUUAGUCCAGAACGGGCUCAAGCAGGAGCAGCUCUAUCCAACCUUCCAGUACCUAUUGGUAUGUUUAUGAAUAUGAUUCAUAUACCACCUCGAUUUUACAAUCAACAUCAACAAGCAAUGCAAUCACAACGUCAACAGCAACAACAACAACAACAGCAACAACAAGGUAUCCUUGGUGAACAAAGAUCCAAAGGUUCAACUACUGGUCGACUUAAUCGUCUUAACAGUAAUCAACCUCCGCACACUUCACGAUCAACUAAAUUGGAAAAUGGUUCAUGUCCAAAUAGUCAACCAGCGAGUCAAGAUAUCGGUGGUUCGUCUUUCUCUCAAGGUCCAUUGACUCAAAAUCAAUUGUCAAUGAGUCAAAUCAGUCAAUUACCUUAUCCAUCAUUAUCUCAACAUCCUUUCUCUCAACCUGGACUUUCACAGACUGAACUCUCUCAAGAUCCAUAUUUGACCGAUCCAUAUAAUUUCUAAGUGCUACCGUUUACAACAACAACAACAAAAAAAGAAAUGACCUGCAGACCAAACAAACAAAAAGAAAAUCUAAUAUCCCCCUGACAACUUUGGUGGAUUGUGCAUUUUGUUUUUUUCUUUGAUUUAUAAAUGUGAGAAUGUGAGAAAACAAUUGGGUGAUAAUUGAAAGAUGAAUCUCACUCGUGGAAAAAAAUGCAGCACAUCAACACAAACACACACACACACAUACACACACAAACAAGCAAACAAGCAACACUCAUUUAAGAAACAUCAUUCAUCAAAUAAACACACAAAUAAACUACACACACACAGACACAACAAUCACUCUUUAAAGCGAACGCAAUCCCAAACAAAACAGAAAAUGGCCUGAAUGGUAAAAAAUAAAAGUUCCUCAGGAAAAGAAAAACUUCUGGAAUCGUAACUUAAAGACCAUGAUAGAAACGAGAUGAACAACAUUUAAUCAUAGUUAAUAUCAAACAAGAAGUCAUUUUAAAUUAUAAAGAGGAAAUCUUGUUACCAGGAAGAUAAUAAUUCGCAAUUGAAUUGAAAACCAACUUUGAACGGUCACUAAUUACCUGGAGAGAGAAAUGGAAAUAUUCAAUGAUUUAAAAAAAAGCCAAUAGGACUAUCAAUGUGAUUAAGAUUUCGAGUCGAUGACAAAUCUAAUUUACAUAUUCGUGGUCAAAAUUUUCUGGAAACUCUUGUUGAUUUGGUCAUCGUAAACCGGUAUAAUAGCUAUGGGGCUAUUUCUUUGAAAUUUAUCAUCUCACUAAUUAUCUUCGCCUCCCUCAUCUUCCUCUAAUUAAUCUAACCUCUCUCUCUCUCUCUCCCUCUCUCUUAACUAUUUGGAUCCUCCACUCUCCUCCUGAUCAUCCAUCUUUCAAAUGAUUUGGAAGAUUGGAAAUUAAAAAAAAUCAAAUACAAUGGAUUUAAAUUGUGCAGUGGUAACUGGGAACAUGCAUGAAAAGCAGAAAUCAAAAAUGAAAUCAACUGAAUCAAGAAAUUGAAGAUUAACUGCUAAUUUAAUUAACAAUAAUUUCCCUCCAUCACUUGACAUGAAAAAAAAAUCAAAUAUCUAACCGAUGAAAACUGAAUGAAAUUAAAUGAGAAAAUUGAAAUUUACUAUUUACAGGAAGAGAAAACAAAAAAAUCAAACUAAAAUCUUGGUCUAAUUAUUAUGAUAUUUGUUUAAUUAAUUGUAACAAAUGAUUCGUUGAAAUGAUUACGAAACAAAAGAAAUUAAUUGAAAUUAAAGAUUAAGUUGAAAAGAAA
Molecule: messenger RNA, 4888 nt
Organism: Panonychus citri (citrus red mite)
Lineage: Eukaryota; Metazoa; Arthropoda; Arachnida; Trombidiformes; Tetranychidae
Gene: Upf1
Product: regulator of nonsense transcripts 1-like
Exons: 3
Coding region: 164-3616 (1150 amino acids)
Biological process (GO): nuclear-transcribed mRNA catabolic process, nonsense-mediated decay
Cellular component (GO): cytoplasm
Molecular function (GO): zinc ion binding; DNA binding; RNA helicase activity
Source: RefSeq, a predicted model, not a curated record